CAAGUCAACAACUACUUUGGGAGAGACAUAUAGAGAAGGUAACUGCACAAGAUGCAGUACACUAGGCAUGGCCCCUGCAGGAACUCCCCGCUCUCUUUCUCCACAUGGCACCCUCAUUCUCUUUACCCAUCUUCUCAUCUUAUUGCCGUCCAACACCGCCGCACAAUCCAUCGGCAAUGGAUCCGAGAUCGACCGCCAGGCCCUCCUCUCUUUCAAGUCUGGCAUCUCCAGCGAUCCACGCCAAGUCUUGGGAUCAUGGAACACCACGACCCACUUCUGCAGAUGGCGAGGGGUCGCUUGCGGUAAGCCUCGUCCAUUUCGUGUCGUCUCCCUCGACUUGAGCUCUCAACAGCUCGGUGGUGAGUUAUCUCCUUGGAUAGCUAACCUUACAUCGCUAAGACAGUUAAACCUUUCAGAUAAUCACUUCGCUGGUGUCAUCCCUGAUGAGUUAGGCACACUUCAACACCUACAAUCUCUGGAACUUGACAAGAACAGUCUUUUAGGUGUCAUUCCUAGAUCAUUAGGCACCAGUGGAUCUCUUAGAUAUGUGAAUCUCGCAUAUAACCGCCUUCUGGGCCGUAUCCCUGAGUUCGAUAAGAUGUCAGCCCUCGAAUUUCUUGACCUGUCAUCUAAUAACCUUUCUGGAAGCAUACCUUCAUCACUGGGAAAUGUUUCUUCUCUCGUAGGUGUAUGGCUUGACGCAAACAGCUUAUCAGGACCAGUUCCAGAAACUUUGAGCCUUAUUCAGAACCUUAAUGUGCUGUUUUUAAGUGACAACUACUUGUCAGGGCAUGUCUCGGCCAAACUUUACAACAUAUCAUCACUCCUUUACCUUGGUUUAGCCCGAAAUAACCUUACUGGACGAAUACCAUCUAGCAUUGGAAAGACGUUACCAAACCUGGUAGGGAUGUCUAUGUCGGGUAACAGAUUCGAGGGAUUAAUUCCAUCAUCACUAGCAAAUGCAUCAAAGCUCCAAUCAAUUGAUCUUGGAGUUAACUCCCUAACUGGACCAGUGCCAUCUCUAGGAUCUUUAUCCGACUUACAACUACUAAAUCUGGAAAGUAACUUCCUAGAAGCUCAUGUCCGAGAAUUCCUUCUCUCUCUUGUAAACUGUCGGCUUCUAGUUGUCCUAACCCUAUCAGGGAACAAAUUUUCUGGUCAGAUUCCAUCUACAAUAGGUAAUCUUUCUCAGUUGAAUGAGCUUUACCUAGACAGCAAUGACUUGAGUGGAAACAUACCGGCAAGUUUAGGAAAAUGCAAGCAACUGGAUAUGCUAAACAUGUCUUUUAACAACCUUCAAGGACCAAUACCAAGUCAACUCCUCAAUAGCACAUCUCUAUCCCAGGGUUUAGAUUUGUCAAACAACAACCUCACUGGUUUAAUACCGGAAGAAAUUGGUGCGUUGAUUCAUCUUGUCCAUCUCGAUAUUUCCGUCAACAAAUUUUCUGGUCAAGUUCCAGUUUCACUUGGCCAAUGUGUCCAAUUAUAUUCUCUCGUACUGGGAAGUAAUAUGCUUAAUGGAAGCAUACCUCAGUCUUUCAGUGAACUAAAGUCCAUCGAGCAGAUCGAUCUUUCCCACAACUACCUUGUUGGAUCAAUUCCAGUGUUCUUUGUGAGCAUGGUUUUUCUGCAGAAACUUGAUCUGUCUAACAACUACUUUGAAGGGGAGAUUCCAACUCGUGGCAUCUUCCGGAAUCAUAGUGCAGUAAUAUUGGAUGACAACACAGGGUUGUGUGCAAGUGCAACCACCAAUUUGUUUCAGCUUCCAGUUUGCACCACAACUUCAUCUGUUGAGAGUAAGAAGGAUGCACUCUUAUUGGUAAAAGUAAUUCCUCCAAUUGCUAUUGCCUUGCUCUCCUUCAUAUUCUUUGUGGUCACUCUUCUGAAGCAAAGGCAACCAGAAGCAGGUCCAUGCUACACUGGGACAAUGAAAAAGGUUUCAUAUGGCGGCAUUGUUAAAGCUACCAAUUGGUUCUCUCCGGUCAACAAGAUCAGCUCGAGUCGAACCGGUUCGAUCUACAUUGGAAGGUUUGAGUUUGACACGGAUCUGGUCGCCAUCAAGUUAUUUCAUCUCGACGAGAAUGGUGCACGAAGUAGCUUCCUUACUGAGUGUGAGGUGCUACGUAACACACGCCAUCGCAAUCUUGUUAAAGCUGUCACGGUAUGCUCCACAGUAGACCUUGAGAACAAUGAAUUCAAGGCUAUAGUGUUUGACUUCAUGGCCAAUGGAAGCUUGGACAUGUGGCUGCACCCGAAGCUGCACAAAAACACCCCCAAAAGGGUACUGAGCUUUGGCCAGAGGUUAAGAAUAGCGAUGGAUGUGGCUUUGGCUUUGGAUUAUAUGCACAACCAGUUGACGCCUCCUCUAAUCCACUGCGAUUUGAAGCCCGGCAACAUUCUUCUGGACUAUGAUAUGACUGCAAGAGUAGGUGAUUUUGGGUCAGCAAGGUUUCUCUCUUCAACCCCUGGUAAUUCAGAAGACUUGGUUGGCGUGGAAGGAACAAUUGGCUACGUCGCACCCGAGUACUGCAUGGGAUACAGAGUCUCAACAGGAUGCGAUGUCUACAGUUUCGGGAUCUUGGUUCUAGAAAUGCUCACCGGAAGGCGACCGACAGAUGCCAUGUUCACCGACGGACUGAGCCUUCACAGGCUGGUGAACUCGGCAUUUCCGGAUAGACUUGGGGAGGUUUUGGAUUCCUAUAUUGCCCAUGAGCAGCAGAAUGAGUGUGACAAAGUACUGAAGCAGAGAUGCAUUGUGCAUUUGGUUGAAGUUGGCCUCCUGUGUUCAAUGGAAUCGCCUAAGGAUCGACCAGGAAUGGCAGAAGUUUGUGCCAAAAUUCUCUCUCUCAAAGAGACUUUCUUUGAGUUAUGCUGAUUAACCUGCAGAUCUACAUGUUCUUCAAUAAAAAAAUACGCUGCAUGGAUAUCUUUGAUCUAACUCUUGGUUCAACAGGUCACGUCUUAGUGUGGGCAAAUCACCAGAACUCUAGUUAUUAAUAUUUGAACUCCUGGAGAGCGUAUUGGAGCUCUAGCGUCUCCUCAAGAGAUCUGUAUUUUUUUUAAAUCUAGAUCAAAUUUUAGAACCUCGAUGUAUAUGAUUAAUCUGUAUAUCUAAGGAAGUAUAUUGCAGCACGGUAUGUGCAUGCACGUGCAUUGUCUGAA
This is a messenger RNA of Lolium perenne, 3162 nucleotides long. RefSeq lists its product as uncharacterized. Gene Ontology annotation, molecular function: protein binding; ATP binding; protein kinase activity. Gene Ontology annotation, biological process: protein phosphorylation. The record is from RefSeq and is a predicted model, not a curated record. NCBI's taxonomy places the organism in Eukaryota, Viridiplantae, Streptophyta, Magnoliopsida, Poales, Poaceae.